ACUCCGCAUAAUUUAUUAGUCCGCGAUCCUUAACCUGCACCCUGGGUCACAGGGUCAUGGUUUCUUCUUCCUAUUUUCCUUCUUGAGUUUCGAUUUAUUAGAUCCCACUGUUACUUCUACGCAUUCCAAAAGUGGUUUCUUGUCGUUUAAAUGGUUUCCCGGCCUUGUAUGUUGUAACCGCACGAAGCUCACCUCGCAGUUGCCGGAUCAAGAAUGAAGGUUUCGGGUCGUCUUAUCGUCUGCUCCAUUUUUAUUUGCUUCAUCGCAUCUGGCUCAUUCUCCAUUGACGCCGAUUUUAAUCGAGCGUUUCCGAUAAUAGAGCCUGAUCCUGGUCACACAAAACUUCGUCUUUCAAAAGAAGGGUUGGAGGCAAUAGAAAGAAUAACAACCCCCAUUGCAGCUGUUGCUGUUAUUGGUCCAUAUCGUUCUGGAAAAUCAUUUCUUCUGAACCAGCUUCUUUCACUAUCUUGUUAUGAAGGUUUUGGAGUUGGGCAUUUGCGUGACACCAAGACCAAAGGAAUAUGGGUGUGGGGAAGCCCCAUAAUCUUGGAAAUUGAUGGAGUAAAGACUUCUGUUUUCUACCUUGACACGGAAGGUUUUGAAAGUGUUGGAAAGUCAAAUGUAUAUGACGAUAGGAUUUUUGCCCUGGCAACGGUUUUAAGCUCUGUGCUUAUUUAUAAUCUACCUGAGACGAUCCGUGAAGCGGACAUUUCUAGGUUGUCAUUUGCAGUUGAGCUUGCUGAAGAGUUCUAUGGAAGAGUCAAGGGGCAAGAUGUUGCAUUUGAACCUGCUAAGCUUGUUUGGCUAAUCCAGCGAGAUUUUCUACAAGGAAAAUCUGUGCAAGAGAUGGUUCAUGAAGCUCUCCAGCAUGUUCCUAAUACAAGUGGCAACAAAGAUAUUGAUCAGGUUAACCAGAUUCGUGAUUCUUUAGCUGUUAUGGGUGAUAGCAGCACAGCCUUCAGCUUACCACAGCCGCAUCUUCAGCGCACUAAGCUUUGUGACAUGAAUGAUACGGAACUUGAUCCCAUUUAUGUGAAGAAGAGGGACGAACUGAAAGAUGUUGUCUCGUCAAUUAUUAAACCAAAGAUUGUCCAGGGUAAAUCUCUGAAUGGAAAGGAAUUUGUGGCUUUCCUUGAACAGAUUCUUGAGGCCUUGAAUAAAGGAGAGAUUCCAACCACAGGAUCGCUUGUGGAAGUCUUCAAUAAGGGAAUCCAAGAGAGGUGUCUUAAAUUGUAUAGUGGUCAGAUGGGCAGCUUGCGUUUACCAAUGCCUGGAGAGUCCUUGCAAAAAGCUCAUGAAGAUUAUAGAGAAUCAACGAUGAGGGUUUUUGACGAGCAGCAUUUUGGUCGUCAUCAUGCUAAGAUAUCAGUUGACAAGCUAGAAGAAGAAAUCGAUAAGGUGUAUAAAAAUUUUAUUUUGGCAAACGAAUAUCAAUCCUCAAAGUUGUGUGAGGCCUUAUAUACUCGGUGUGAGGAUAAAAUGGACCACCUUCAAGUCCUCAGACUUCCAUCAAUGGCAAAAUUCAAUGCUGGAUUUCUUCAGUGCAACCAAAGUUUUGAAAAGGAAUGUGUUGGACCUUCUAAAAGAAACUAUGAACAACGAAUGAAAAAGAUGAUGGAGAAGUCCAAAUCUCUCUUCAUUAAGGAAUAUAAUCACAGACUCUUCAAUUGGCUGGUGGCUUUCUCUCUUGUCAUGGUGGUGGUUGGUCGAUUUGUUGUGAAGUUUAUUCUGGUUGAAAUUGGAGCAUGGAUACUUUUUAUUUUCUUAGAAACAUACACAAGGAUGUUUUGGUCAGCCGAGUCUCUGUAUUACAACUCCGUAUGGCAUGUAAUCGUCACAACUUGGGAAAAUGUCGUGUACAGUCCUGUCCUUGAUUUAGACAGAUGGGCAACUCCCAUUUGUGUGAUGGCAGCAUUACUUGUGGCUUACUGGAAAUGUUGUGGGAAGAGGAAACAGGGUUCGACAUGGCUGUUAUGUUAGGGGUGAACCGGGGGUCUUAUCAAGUUGAUAAUUUAGUGGCGGAUGUGCGGAGGAAAAUGCAAGGGAAAUAGUGGGCGAAAGUAUGGAGGGUGUUUUAGGAGUUCUUUUUUCCGGUAUUUUAUGGAAGAAAAUGAAUAGGAUUAAGAAGG
This is a messenger RNA of Cuscuta campestris, 2129 nucleotides long. The record is from the annotation of a GenBank genome assembly. NCBI's taxonomy places the organism in Eukaryota, Viridiplantae, Streptophyta, Magnoliopsida, Solanales, Convolvulaceae.